Molecule: messenger RNA, 3209 nt
Organism: Synchiropus splendidus (mandarinfish)
Lineage: Eukaryota; Metazoa; Chordata; Actinopteri; Syngnathiformes; Callionymidae
Gene: pou6f1
Product: POU class 6 homeobox 1
Exons: 10
Coding region: 466-2298 (610 amino acids)
Biological process (GO): regulation of transcription by RNA polymerase II
Molecular function (GO): DNA-binding transcription factor activity, RNA polymerase II-specific; RNA polymerase II cis-regulatory region sequence-specific DNA binding
Source: RefSeq, a predicted model, not a curated record
UCAACUUCUGACAGAUCCUCCGCUGUCAUGGCGCUCUCGAGUGCACGGAGGAGUCCAACUCACCUGAAGUGAAGGGUGGCCGUGUCUGAGCAAGUGAAGCUCCACAGGGCCUGGAGUUAGGCCCCUUCAACUAGUCUGCCUGCCGGGACCAAAAUAGAGCGGAUAUAAAUACGUGUUGUUUGCAGUCUUCACAAGUCAACAUGUUGCUGCCAGAGUUUUCACACCAGUGUGUUCAGUUUCACGGUUGCCAUGAGCCUGCAACCUGUGGCUCAGAGACCUUGUCUGGCUCUGUCCACACCGAGGUCGGGUCCUUGUGAAGUGGCUUUGCCUUUUUUCUUUAAAGACAGUUCCUUAUCUCACUGUGGCUGCAGAUCCCUGGAUCUGAGGUCAAACAGUCAGGGACAUUACUUCCUUGUACGCAGAAGGAAAUAAUGUCGCUGUAAAACAAACUGAAAUCGAGAUUUUAUGAUGUACGGAAAGUCUAAUGUGCUUCGUGGAAUCUGUAUUCCCAGGAUGCCGCUGGGCGCCAGACGAAGCAUGAGCACCUCCGGUUCUUCUGUGAAAAAUGAGCCACUGACGGUGAAUGAGCAGGUGAUAGUCAUGUCGGGUCAGGAGACCAUUCGUGUCCUGGAGGUGGAGGUGCCGCCAUCGUUGGAAGUGAAGAGCGAGUCCAAGUUGGAGCGUCGGGUGGACCCUGACAAGAUGGAUGCUGUGCAUACUCAGGCCCAGGCGCAGGACCAGGCCAUGGCAGCAGUCGCUGACACGCAGGUGGUGUCAACAGAGGCUCCGCCCAUGGCUAUCCCAACUCCGACGCCCCCGGUUCCUGUGUCGCCCACUCAAGCGCACACCGCUGCUGCUGCAGCCACGCCCAUCACUGUCCAGAGCUGUCCACAGGUCCUGACCCAGGAGAGCCUGGCCUCCCUGAUGACCGGCAUGUUGGCCCAGACCAACUCUCUGGCGUCACCCCUCCUCAUCCCUCUGAGCAUGGCGGGCUCCCUGGGUGGUCAGGGGGCUCUGGCGCUUCUCACCCUGCCCAACACCAACAUGGCCACCAUCCAGAGCCUGGCCGCAGCUGUGGCCACGCCCACCAGCGGCCUGUUGAAGCUGCCGUUCAGCGGCCUGCCAGGUGCCGCCAUCUUGAACUCGGUCCAGAACGCUCAGCCGCUGUUCCAGUCGCUGCAGAGCGCGGGCGUGCAGCCGCAGGUCAGUGGCGCUCAGCUCCCAGUUGCCACCACGGCACCUCAGCCCAGCAUCUCUGUGGCGGCCCUGCCGACGGCCGGGCUGUCCAUCAACCCAGCCAUCAUCAGCGCCGCCUCGCUGGGAGCACAGACGCCGUUCCUCAGCUCGCUCACCUCAACCCCAAUCAUCACUAAUGCCAGCAUGGCGGGCAUCACUGGGCAGAUCAUCACCAACGCCCAGGGCCAGGUUGUUGGGACAUUGCCGGUGCUGGUAAACCCAGCCUCCCUGACUGGAGGUGGCGCGGCACCCGCCCUGCCUCUCCAGGGCCUUCAGGUGCAGACUGUGGCCCCCCAGCUGCUGGUCAACACUCAGGGCCACAUCAUCGCAGCAGUGGGCAACGGAGCUGCCCCCUCUGUGGCAACGACCGCUGCUGUCCUGCCCAAAACUGCCGCCCCACCCAUCCCGUCCAAACCCAGCACACAGGCAAUGGUCACGGCUGUCACUCAAACUCCGGUGGCCAUUGCCCCAAACCCGGCUCAAAAGCCCGGCUACAGCAGCGGCCCGCUGAACCUGGUGGACAUGGUGAAAGCGGGCGAGCUCAGCAAAACACAGAAACUUGGUUCGGACGAGGGGAUCAACCUGGAGGAGAUCCGCGAGUUUGCCAAGAAUUUCAAGAUCCGCCGGCUGUCCUUGGGACUGACCCAGACUCAGGUGGGCCAGGCGCUGACCGCCACCGAGGGUCCAGCCUACAGUCAGUCUGCCAUCUGCAGAUUCGAGAAACUGGACAUCACCCCCAAAAGUGCCCAGAAGCUGAAGCCGGUGCUGGAGAAGUGGCUGGCCGAGGCGGAGCACUGGAACCAGAAGGGCCAACAGGACCUGAUGGAGUUUGUUGGUGGAGAACCAUCAAAGAAGCGAAAGCGUCGCACCAGCUUCACGCCGCAGGCCAUCGAAGUCCUCAACUCCUACUUCGAGAAGAACGCACUGCCCACCGGCCAGGAAAUCACACAAAUCUCACGGGAGCUUAAUUAUGACCGCGAAGUGGUCCGAGUUUGGUUCUGCAACCGGAGACAGACUCUGAAGAACACCAGCAAGAUCAACGCUUUCCAGGUGUCGCUGUGACUCACCUGAGAGAUCUUUGAAGGAAGAGCUCUGACAAGAACUGCCACGAUGACGUUGCUGAUGCUGAAUCAGAUGCUUGGUGACUCUGUGGAGACGAGAACAUUUCAUGAAGAACAUUGGCAACUGAGCUGGGCUGCCCGCCUGCUACUCCACCCAUCGGGAGCCGGCACAAAUGAGUCGCGUGGAAGUUUCUAUGUGGGAUCAUCCAAUGAUCCAGGUCACAUUUGCAUGACUCAUCAGUUAUUGAACUACUGAUGAGUUUGCAAUUUUCUAACCCUGAGCAGAUGACUCUUGUCUUGAAACCAUUUUAAGUAAAAAGAAAGACAUUUAUUCAUGUUGUUUAUUGAGGUUUUACAGUGAAAGUUUGGAGACAUCAAGAGUGUUAUGAAUUUGAAAUUUAAUCAUGACAUAAAAUGACCUAGUUAAAUGCAUCAAAUUAAUAAGUUUAUUGAGAAUUAUUUUUAAAUGCAUUUGGAUUUUUCCUCAGACAAAGGAGAGGUGCGUGUAACGAUAUGCAGUAGUGUGAGUGUGUGUGUGUGUGUCACAAAAGCAGGAAGCCCUUCAUAGUAAAUUCUCAAAGAAUUUGAUAAAGCCAAGUCAGAAUUUACAAACUUGUAAAAUAUUUUUGGAACAAUACAGAAUCACAUUGAUUUGGCUUGUUUGUUGGUAAUGUUCAUGUCAUGACUGUUGUGUAAUUAUUUGUAUUGUUUUAACAUGCUUGCACUUUAACCAUGACAGGAGUGAUACAAGGUAUUUUCUCAACUUACACGUAAUAUUAACAAGCUUAUUUCCAGAAAUGAGUAUUCAAUGGGACAAUUAUUAUGUCAUAUCUGUUUUAAUGCAGUGAAUGGAAUAAUGUUCAAGACUUUAAUGUACUUUUAUUUAAACAAGCAAAUAAAAACUUUUUAUUA